Messenger RNA from Cucurbita moschata (crookneck pumpkin), 2564 nucleotides. Its product is annotated as CDPK-related kinase 5-like. The record is from RefSeq and is a predicted model, not a curated record. Gene Ontology annotation, biological process: peptidyl-serine phosphorylation; protein autophosphorylation; intracellular signal transduction. Gene Ontology annotation, cellular component: nucleus; cytoplasm. The transcript has 11 exons. Gene Ontology annotation, molecular function: ATP binding; calmodulin binding; calcium-dependent protein serine/threonine kinase activity. Bases 298 to 2145 code for a protein of 615 amino acids. NCBI's taxonomy places the organism in Eukaryota, Viridiplantae, Streptophyta, Magnoliopsida, Cucurbitales, Cucurbitaceae.
AACUCGACGUCGCUUCCUUUUUAUCAUUUUGUGUGGAUCAGUCUCUUUGUCUGAGUGUUGAGAACACUUCCAAUCAUCAGAGACAAAUCAAGAUUCCGGUUGGUGGAAUUUUUUUUUUUUUUUUUCAAAAAGAUUUCUCUGGGAAUUUGUUCAAGUUUUGAAAAUAAAUUGUUCAAACGUUUCAUUAAUUCUCAUCCACUGCUUUAACUCGGCGUUGGAACUUUUGAAUUUCAAUCGUCUUGUUUUGUUUGAUUGUUGUUCUUCUUCUUUCUCUUUCGUUUUUCGUGGAGAUUUCUGAUGGGUCUCUGCAACUCUAAACCGUCUCCGUCUCCGAAUUCUGAUCGGUUUUCUGAGAAAUUUGGUUCAAGAACGCCCAAUGGAGUGCCUAAUUCGGCUCAGCGAAACUCUAUCUCUUCCGUGGGAGGAGCUUCGCCGCUACCGCCUAGCUCUCAAAAUGGCACGGGGAAUCCGAGAACUGACACCCAUGAGAUGGAGAAUGUGAAGAAAUCGCCGUUUUUCCCUUUUUACAGUCCAAGUCCUGCUCAUUACCUGUUUUCCAAGAAGUCUCCGGCGAAUGCGAGUGCUAAUUCCACUCCGAAGCGGUUUUUCAGGAAGCCGUUUCCGCCGCCGUCGCCAGCGAAGCAUAUUCGUGCGGUUCUAGCGCGGCGGCACGGCUCGGUGAAGCCAAACGAGGCGUCGAUUCCGGAGGGGAGCGAAGCGGAAGGGAUUACUGGUUUGGAUAAGAAUUUUGGGUUUUCGAAGCAUGUUUCGAAUAAAUAUGAGCUUGGAGAAGAGGUUGGGAGAGGGCAUUUUGGCUACACUCGUGCAGCGAGGGUUAAGAAGGGCGAGCAUAAGGGCCAACAAGUGGCUGUCAAAAUCAUUCCCAAAUCUAAGAUGACUACUGCAAUUGCGAUCGAGGAUGUCAGACGGGAAGUGAAGAUAUUAAAAUCAUUGAGUGGUCACAACAAUCUUGUAAAUUUCUAUGAUGCAUAUGAGGAUCAUGACAACGUUUAUAUAGUAAUGGAGUUGUGUGAAGGAGGAGAGCUCUUGGACAGAAUUCUUUCAAGGGGCGGUAAAUAUACAGAGGAGGAUGCAAGGACUGUAAUGAAACAAAUAUUACAUGUUGUAGCUUUUUGCCACCUUCAGGGUGUGGCUCACCGGGAUCUCAAACCCGAGAAUUUCCUUUUCACUUCAAAAGAUGAAGAUUCGCUGUUGAAGGCUAUAGAUUUUGGAUUGUCGGAUUUUGUGAAACCAGAUGAAAGGCUGAAUGAUAUUGUCGGUAGUGCUUACUAUGUAGCUCCAGAAGUGCUCCAUAGAUCAUACAGUACUGAGGCAGAUGUCUGGAGUAUAGGUGUAAUAGCAUAUAUUCUUUUAUGUGGCAGUCGCCCCUUUUGGGCUCGAACGGAGUCUGGCAUCUUUAAAGCUGUUCUUAAAGCCGAUCCAAUCUUCGACGAGCCACCAUGGCCUUCUCUGUCUUCUGAGGCAAAAGAUUUUGUUAAACGCUUAUUGGUUAAAGACCCACGAAAAAGGAUUUCUGCUGCUCAAGCCUUGAGUCAUCCAUGGAUUAAAAAUUAUAUAGAUGUAAAACCUCCUCUUGAUAUCUUAAUAUUUAAACUCAUGAAGACUUACAUGCGGUCAUCGUCUCUUCGAAAAGCUGCUUUAAGGGCUGUUUCGAGAACGUUAACUAUAGACGAACUAUUCUAUUUGAAGACGCAAUUUUCACUCUUGGAACCGAGCAGAAAUGGCACCAUAAGCAUAGAAAACCUCAAAGAGGCUUUGAUGAAAAACGUAACAAAUGCUAUGAAGGAGUCGAGGAUCCCUGAUUUAUUGACAUCGCUAAAUGCAUUGCAAUAUAGGAGAAUGGAUUUUGAGGAGUUUUGUGCUGCUACGCUAAGUAUCCAUCAACUCGAGGCUCUUGAUAGGUGGGAGCAACAUGCACGGUGUGCUUAUGAUCUGUUCGAGAAAGACGGAAACAGAGCUAUUGUUAUAGAGGAACUGGCAUCGGAACUUGGCCUCAGCCCUUCAGUACCUGUUCAUGCCGUUCUUCACGAUUGGAUUAGACAUACCGAUGGAAAAUUGAGCUUCCUCGGGUUUGUCAAACUGUUACACGGACCUUCUAGUCGAACUUUGGCCAAACCAUUGUAAGCUUUAUAACUCGAAUGUUGAAGAUUUGUCAAAAGUAUUGAGUGUGAUAAUUGAAUCAAAUGGCUGAGUUGAGAAAUAGUUCGAUUUCCAUUCAGCCCGAGUUGUGGAUACUCGAAACAGGGACGAUGAUCCAGUGGAAUGAAAAUGCAGGUGUUGGAGUAGGAGUAGGAGUUAUCUCACUGUAUUUGUAUAGGAUUGAGUCAAAAGUGUUGUGUUGAAGUGCAAGUGAAGAUAAUCAUCCAAGGUUUUGAGAGGGUGGCACUUGCAUUUCCAGAGGUUUGAACUUCUGGAUUGUAAUUGUGAGGUUUCUUAUGAGUGUCUUCAUCUAUUACACUGCUUUCUUUCUUCUUUCUUCUGUUGUUGGAAGCUGUUUCCUUUUAUUAGCGUAUUCAUUUAUAAGAUCAAAAUUGUUGUGUUUU